Messenger RNA from Paramecium octaurelia, 1198 nucleotides. Lineage: Eukaryota; Ciliophora; Oligohymenophorea; Peniculida; Parameciidae. The record is from the annotation of a GenBank genome assembly.
AUGUUAGUUAAAUUUAUUACUUUUAUCAAUAAUGAUGAAGGUAUUUUGUUUAACAAAUAUAUUAGACGAUUAAUCUCAAUAGGAAAUAGAAACAAAAACAAAGUUUUAUUAUUACCAAAUAUAUUCAGUAUUUUUGAAAUUUUAAGAACCAGUUUGCAAUGAUUAGAAGUUAAAGACUAAGAAAAUGAUUAUGAAUCUGACGAUAUUCAUGUUCAGUAUGAAGAAGCUUGAUCUUCUUAAUAAAGACAGGCUUCUUCAUCUCAGCAAUCUCAAAACUUAAGAUCACCUUUGUAAACAUUUACUCAACAUUUUAAAAAUUAAAACAAAGGAUUUGGCGGAAGACUUUUUACUGAUGAAACAGAAUAAUUGUUAAAAUGAACCAUAGAAAUAUUUAUAUAACAUGCCAAAAACUAACGAUAAGGCAAAUACAAACAAUGAAAAUUCAAAUAAUACUAAUUACAAUUCUAAAUAUAAUACUAAUGCAUCUAUUUAAAAACGCUAACAGUAGUCAGAAAGAAACUCAUAAGAAGUUAUAAAAAUUAAUUCCAAUCAAAAUAGUUACUCUUAAUCUUCUCAAUAAAUUACAAAUACACGAACUUAUUAGUAAUAAAUUAAUUGCAACUCUUUUUGGGAAAAAAAAGUAAAUUGCACGAAAUAGAUGGGUUUAAUGAGAAUUUUCAUGUAGAUUACUAUAGUUUCAAAAUAAAUUCAAAUUACAACCAAAUUAGUUUAAAUUUUUGUGAUAUUGCUUAAAAAUAAUUCAACUUCUCUCAAAAUUCAGAUGAUGAAAAUUAAGGUUAAUAAUCAAUUGAAAAUUAAACUCUAUAUUUCAAUAUUUGUUAGAAACUCUUAAUGGAUAUCUUAAGUAUUAAUAAAUGUGGUACUCUCAACUAAUAAAGUCAUAAAAAGUCAUAUUAAGAAUUUUAUAAACCAUGUUAAACAACAAAAGAAUGUGAAAAAAAAUAGAGUAGUUCUUUUAAAAAAGAAAGUUAAGCGAAGAAAGAGGUCUAGAAUUACUAAAAAUAUUAAAUAGUUUUAAGAUAUCAUAGAGGAAUAAUCAAUGAUUAUUUCACUCCAGAUAAAUCAUUAUUGGAAUCAAGUGAAUGUCUUGAGACAAUAUAAUCAGUGUCUGAUUUUGGAGAAAGUGAACAUCCUAAUCUCAGCUAUAGAUCAGAUAGCAAAUCUUUACAAUAAGUGA